AAGGUCCUUCGGCGUUUCUACGAGCCGAUACUCAUCCUCCAUGCUCUGGAUCCCUGUAGAGGAGGGAGGAUCAAGGACUACCCUAAGGCGGACCCUACUGGUGUAGACACCACGCAAUUGCGAAGAUCGCUCAUCAAAUACCUUGCCUACAUUUGCGACUAUGAGAAGGGCGGAUCGACAUGCACUGCCAUUGCUUUACAGCAGUGCUCGAACAAAGUCGAGUACUGGAUUGCAGCAAAUGACUCGGUCAAGCCAAAGACAGUUCAAUUCCUUAAGGAUACUCUGGCAGAUCUCGCUCGGAUG
Messenger RNA from Mytilinidion resinicola, 303 nucleotides. RefSeq lists its product as uncharacterized. The annotation marks the transcript as partial. The transcript has a single exon. The record is from RefSeq and is a predicted model, not a curated record. Lineage: Eukaryota; Fungi; Ascomycota; Dothideomycetes; Mytilinidiales; Mytilinidiaceae.